Messenger RNA from Peronospora matthiolae, 1281 nucleotides. NCBI's taxonomy places the organism in Eukaryota, Oomycota, Peronosporomycetes, Peronosporales, Peronosporaceae. The record is from the annotation of a GenBank genome assembly.
AUGCCUGCCGCUUGUUCAUCAGAUGGCCAUCUGAUGAACGUUUUGGAGCGUCCACAAGCGUGUGGAUGUACUACGAGUGAGUGCGAUGGCCUCACUUGUGGUACGGUCGUUAGUACGACUGCACAAAACCUUAGUGUACCAAACGGUUACACUUCGGAGCAAAGUUCCGGCGGCUGUGAGGAAACACAGGCUGCGCCGAAGGUCCACCACUCGAAUAAGUCGGGUGGACUGGGACAAAGAUGUAUCCCUAGAGGGGAACAUCUAGAAGAGAAACAAUCGAUCGCUCAGGUUAAGCGAAACGAUAAUCCUAGAUCGACUGGAGAGUCUUUCGUAGAGGAUCUCGCUGUGGUUGCGCAACCCCAGCUAGAGGAAGUAAAGGGAAUAAGUCCCAAGAUUACAAAUACGGCGGAAAUAAGUUCCCCGAAACCCGCGGGAAUAAGUCCCCGGGAAGACGAAGGAAUAAGUCCUUCGAAGCCUGAGGGAAUAAGUCCCCAGGAAAUGACAGAGACAUUGAAUGUCAUAGUCAAUAACGGAUCAUGUGUAGGCGCUUAUACACUUGAUCUGAUUGCGCCUCCGAAGUUAACUUCGGAGAUCACUCAGUUGCCAACGCUCGAACAUAAAAGAUUCUUGCGUGAUCUGCGUAGUGGCAAAGUCAAGCAGAUCUGCAUACUCGUCGCUGAAGACGAGUAUGUAACCGACAUAAGGUCAGCAACAGUGUUUACUGAGAACGAGAGAGUUCUCAGUAGUUCAUCUAUGGACGAGAGUGUCCUAGAUGAAAAGACACGAAUUGAGCGAUAUGAGUCCCAAUCAUGGGAAUCGCUCAAGGAAAAUCCUCUCUAUGAAGAUUUGGUUGAAUUCAAGGAUGUAUUCCCUGAAACUGUUCCGUGCGAAUUACCGAAGGAUAAAGGUAUUCGACACGAAGUCGAGCUUAAACCAGGCUCGAAGUACUGUGUCAUGAAGCAGUGGCCACUGCCUCGUGAACAAGUACUUGCGAUCGACAAGUUCUUUGCCGAUCGUUUAGCAGCGGGCCAUGUGAGGGAAUCAACUUCCCCACAUAGCUCUCCGACCUUCUGUGUGCGAAAAGCAACAGGAGGGUGGCGGAUAGUGCACGCGUUUAACAAAUUGAACGCUGCAACGGUACCGGCUCAGACGCCGAUACCGAGGAAGGACGUAAUCAUUGAUGGUAUGUCAAAGAGUACCAUCUUUUCGUCCAUGGAUUUGAUGGAUGGCUUCUAUCAAAUCCUAAUGCGGGAACGGGACCUACCCUUAUACCGCAGUUAG